AUGGAGGAGAAUGACCCCAAGCCCAGCGAAGCGGCGGCGGCGGUGGCGGUGGAGGGGCAGCGGCAGCCGGAAUCCAGCCCCAGCGGCGGCUCGGGCGGCGGCGGCAGCAGCCCGGGCGACGCGGACACUGGCCGCCGGCGGGCUCUGAUGCUGCCCGCGGUCCUGCAGGCGCCGGGCAACCACCAGCAUCCACACCGCAUUACCAACUUCUUCAUCGACAACAUCCUGCGGCCCGAGUUCGGCCGGAGAAAGGACGCGGGGACGUGCUGUGCCGGCUCCGGAAGAGGCAGAGGCGGCGGAGGCGGCGGCGAAGGCGGCGCGGGCGGCGCGGAGGGAAGCGGCGGCGCGGGCGGCGCCGAGCAGCUCCUGGGGUCGAGCCGGGAGCCCCGGCAGAACGCGCCGGGUGCGCCGGGUGCGGGCGGACCGCUGCCCGGCGGUGGCGGCGGCGACUCUUCGGGUGACGGCGAAGGCGGCUCCAAGGCGCUCUCGCUGCACAGCGGCGCCAAGAAAGGCGGAGACCCCGGGGGCCCCCUGGACGGGGCGCUCAAGGCCCGCGGCUUGGGCGGCGGCGACCUGUCUGUGAGCUCGGACUCGGACAGUUCGCAGGCCAGCGCCAACCUGGGUGCGCAGCCCAUGCUUUGGCCGGCUUGGGUCUACUGCACGCGCUACUCGGACCGACCUUCUUCAGGUCCCAGGUCUCGCAAACCAAAGAAGAAGAACCCCAACAAAGAGGACAAGCGGCCCCGCACGGCCUUCACGGCGGAGCAACUGCAGAGGCUCAAGGCCGAGUUCCAGACCAACAGGUACCUGACGGAGCAGCGGCGCCAGAGCCUGGCCCAGGAGCUCAGCCUCAACGAGUCACAGAUCAAGAUUUGGUUCCAGAACAAGCGCGCCAAGAUCAAGAAGGCCACGGGCAACAAGAACACGCUGGCCGUGCACCUCAUGGCGCAGGGCCUGUACAACCACUCCACCACCGCCAAGGAGGGCAAGUCGGACAGUGAGUAG
Messenger RNA from Lagenorhynchus albirostris (white-beaked dolphin), 1005 nucleotides. It is a transcript of the gene EN2, whose product is annotated as engrailed homeobox 2. The record is from RefSeq and is a predicted model, not a curated record. The transcript is spliced from 2 exons. Bases 1 to 1005 code for a protein of 334 amino acids. NCBI's taxonomy places the organism in Eukaryota, Metazoa, Chordata, Mammalia, Artiodactyla, Delphinidae. Gene Ontology annotation, cellular component: nucleus. Gene Ontology annotation, molecular function: DNA-binding transcription factor activity, RNA polymerase II-specific; RNA polymerase II cis-regulatory region sequence-specific DNA binding. Gene Ontology annotation, biological process: multicellular organism development; regulation of transcription by RNA polymerase II; neuron differentiation.